Symbiodinium necroappetens is the source of this 945-nucleotide messenger RNA. NCBI's taxonomy places the organism in Eukaryota, Dinophyceae, Suessiales, Symbiodiniaceae. The record is from the annotation of a GenBank genome assembly.
AUGCUGCUGCCGGAGAGUGUGAGCAUUUGCUUCCCCAAGAUGCUUUCCUGGAAGUCGUUUGCUAAUCGUGGCCACUGCAUGUCUAGGCAUUGCGCGAAAUUCUGGGAUGUGGACGAAGCCUUUGCUGCAGCAACUGCGCAUGCUGAUGCUGUGAACCACAGCGCCGCCAGAGACUUGAUUGUCUUUCACGUGGGCACGGACCGCGACUUCCUCAGCGACAGCAUCCGCAGCGAGUGCUUGGCAAGAUGUGAAAAUUCUGUGCUCGGCGUUUUGAGACAAGUGUCCGACAUCUUACUGCACUUUGAUGUAAAGGCGCCAUUUACAUACGUGGACGCAGGGGCAACCCUGGGAGAGUGUAUGCUGUCGGCUACCUUCAUGGUGCCCGAAGGUCGCUUAAGGGGUUUGGCAUUCGAGGCGUUGCCCAAGUGGGCGAAGCGAAUCAAGGAUACCCUACGUAUCAAUGGCAUCGCUGCUUCUGGGAGCCACAACAACACGCAGGUGGUGCUUAAGAAUGUGGCUUUGGGCUCUAUGCGUUCCAAGAUGCUUGGAUCAUUCGCCGUUGGAGGCUUCGUAGCCGGGGCCCGCGGAAACAUUCUUGCAAGAAGCUCUACCCUGGAUCAUGAAGUUGCCUCACAUCUGGGCCGGGAGGAGACUGUUGAUCUACUGCACAUCUUCGUGAACUCCUGCGAGCCAGCUGUUCUAAAGGGUGCCAGGCAGCUCCUACUGGAUCGCCGCGUGGGCUGCGUGCUUGUGCAAGUAUAUGAUCGAGAAUCAAUGUCUGCUGUCGUGAAGGGACUCCUCCGCAAGGUCGGCUACGCUGUGACAAACCACAGUCUUCGAUCAGGCUGGUCGGGCUCAUCCUACGUGGCAGGUAGCCCUUCCGAUGCCCUCGCCCAGUCGGAGGGGAUGCCCUGUGACCGACGCUUCUUCCAGCGGUGGCUGCGU